This is a messenger RNA of Aspergillus mulundensis, 1794 nucleotides long. RefSeq lists its product as uncharacterized. NCBI's taxonomy places the organism in Eukaryota, Fungi, Ascomycota, Eurotiomycetes, Eurotiales, Aspergillaceae. The transcript has a single exon. The coding region runs from base 1 to 1794 and encodes 597 amino acids. The record is from RefSeq and is a predicted model, not a curated record.
AUGGCUGGCCAAAGAUUCAUCAUUCGCUCCGAGGGCUACGCUCAAGCAGUCCCGGCCUUCGCUCGGAGGGCUGUCGACUAUGAAAUCGACUACGAAUUUGCUGACGACCAGAGGCUUGCAUCCUCUCAGCCUGUUUCUCUGAUUCAGCUGUGCAGAAAGAGUUCGUCUAGGAAUAGAGCAACAAGGAAGGCAAAGGUUUUUCUCUCGGAAAGCGCAAGUGACUUGGCAGAAGCCGGGUUUCCAAUCACUCGCGAAGUCGAUAAACACCAGCAUUUCCCUCGACUUUCGCUUCCAAGCUACUCGGCUUCCGCAGAAUACGGCCCCGGUGAUGAUCCCGAGACUCUGACUCUACCCUCCUCACGUUUCGUCUCUCAAGACUAUCCCUGGCAGCGUGAAGAAAGCCAUUCCGAGGCUGUUCAAGAGCAAACAUGGCACUCAAAUCAGAGCGAAUACCACCCUCAGGAAAACCCUUUAAACUACGCGAAUCAAUACAAUCGUUCUCACUCAGGUGAGACGAGCUACGUGACCGAGAGCCCAUUCCUCAGGAAGUCGGAUUACAACAGCGCUGGGCGUGGAACUGGCCCUGUGGACUCAACACCAGUCACCAUACGGUCCCCGCUGGAUACACCACAGUCAUACCUUUAUUCUCAGAGAACGCAACAGAAGGAGCAUUUGCCAACUGCUUUGCAAAUAUACCGCGAUAGUUUCGACCGCCCAAAUGACCGAUCACCGUACGAAUCGUACCGUUUGAAUCGGCGCAACAACCGAACUGACCUACCCGAGAUAACUUCUGGCUUGCAAUUCGGAGACUCCUCUGACCUGGAGUUUCGAAAGGCUGUGGGAAACACAACGGUGCGCUCCGAACCCGGCUUCGCGACACACAGUCGUUCACGACUUUCUAACACCGAGGUGGCUACGCAAUCAAGCGUCCCUCGGAAAGCUCACAAAUCUCACGACGCACUUGUCCUCAGGCCAAGAUUAUCAAGCGGUACCAGCACCUCCCAGCGGACUCUGAAAGAGGAGAUAUACGCCAUCUUAGACAGUAUGCAUGUUGACUCCCAGACAGAUUUUGAACCGACCCCAACUCAGACUCCCGGGGGCACAGAGUCUUCAACAAGUGCGUCUGAAAUGAACCAAGCGCUGCCAGCCGAACCCACAGCGAUGCACUCGCUUUGGACAGGUGGCGAGACCGAGACUAAGCAAGCAGAGACUACAACCCGGGUUCAUAUUUCCAGCAAGGAGGCUCAAAGACAUGAACAGGCCGAUGCGGACACUUCGCCACCAGGGCUGAGCCAGUCGAACAUCGAGCCCCUGCUGGAAAGCCAGGAGGCUUCUGUUGCUCCACUCAGAAUAACGAAACUUCCUCCUGGUCUUCCUCGGCCAGAGAUAAUAAGUUCGGGCAAGUUGACAGCGUUCACAAAUGAAAGGCUUCCUGAUGCAAGCCUUUGGUUUCACACCGACAACCGUGGACAGGAUCAGUUGCGCCGACACAUCUCUGAUAUUGCCGAGAAGUUUCUCGAUAGAACUGAGCGCCUAGGAGGGCAGAAUUUCCCGAGAGAGGAUCGCACCGUCACCGAACAGACCAUCGCACUCCUAGGUGGCGUCAUCGCUAACCUCCAGUCCUACUCCUCUGAUGCCUCUAAUGCUGAGGAACGUCGAGGGGGAUACUUUGGGAAUUUCGCGCCUGUGGCGUCUCGUUAUUGCGACCUGCCAGUCAGAGGUCGGCGCAGCUACUUUGAAGAUCCUUGGGAGAGCCUUAUGGAGGGAGUGGUCCGUGACGGCGAAUUUUCUUAA